UUCCUCCAUCUGCAAAGUGUUUGUACUCUGAGUAUGGAGAAAUUGGAGAUUAAUCGUUCUGACUUUGGGAAAGAUUUCCUCUUUGGAACUGCAACAUCUGCUUAUCAGGUUGAAGGUGCUGCGAAGGAAGGCGGUAGAGGCCCUAGCAUAUGGGACGAGAUGUGCAGAAAGAAACCAGACAAGGUUAGAAAUUAUGACAAUGGAGAUGUAGCAGCGGAUUCAUACCAUCUGUAUAAGGAAGACGUGCAAUUGUUGAAGCAACUUGGUUUUGACUACUACAGAUUUUCAAUUUCAUGGACUAGAAUACUGCCAGGAGGAAGAUUGAAUGCCGGAGUGAACAAAGAAGGAAUCCAGUACUACAACAACCUCAUUAAUGAACUCUUGGCCAAUGGCAUUCAGCCUUUUGUUACCCUUUUGCACUUUGACGUGCCUCAGGCUCUAGAAGAUGAGUAUGGAAGUUUCCUAGAUGAAAAAAUAGUGGCCGAUUUUGCUGCUUUUGCAAGACUAUGCUUUUGGCAUUUUGGAGAUCGAGUGAAAAAUUGGAUCACAAUCAAUGAGCCUUGGACUGUAUCAUGUUUUGGCUAUGCAGCUGGGACAUUUCCUCCCAAUCGAGGUUCAAGUUCAGCGGAUCAUGGGUCCCUCAGCAUUGUUCAGCAUAGAUGUGAUGUUAUGCAUCCGCAAAUUUGCCAAAAUGGAGAUCCAGGGACAGAGCCGUACACUGUAACACGCAACAUGCUUCUUGCUCAUGCUGAAGCUGUUCGAAUAUACAGACAAAAGUUUCAGAGUGCUCAAGGAGGCCAAAUUGGAAUAACCCUUAACGCCACUUGGUUUGAACCAUACAAUGCUGAAUCAGCAGAUGAUGCAAAGGCAGCUGACCGAGCCCUUGAUUUCACGUUUGGCUGGUUUAUGGAUCCAGUAACAUAUGGUCAGUAUCCCAAGUCAAUGACUGAUCGUGUACCAGAAAACCGUCUUAAACGUUUCUCGGAUGAUGAAUCAGCCAAAUUAAAAGGAUCAUAUGAUUUUCUGGGGCUCAAUUAUUAUACUGCUAAUUAUGCAUAUAAUGAUCCUACUGUUUAUCCAGAGCCUAGUUACUUAACAGAUUCGGGUGCCAAGACUACGGCGACUGGUCCUGACGGCAAACCCAUUGGUGAACGUACAUCUUCUGGUUGGAUAUACAUUUAUCCAGAGGGACUUUUCAAGCUCUUGUGUCUCAUCAAGACGCGUUACAAUAAUCCAGCAAUUUACAUCACUGAAAAUGGUGUCGCUGAUGCUGGUGCUCUAGAUGGUACGAUUUACCUUUCUCUAUCCGAUGAUAUUAGGAUCAGGUAUCACCGCGAUCACCUAAAGACACUAAAACGGGCAAUCGACCAGUAUUCUGUCAGCGUGAAAGGUUAUACCGCGUGGUCAUUACUUGACAAUUUUGAGUGGGCAGUGGGAUAUAAAGACCGUUUUGGCAUUUGUUAUGUGGACUUCAAUGAUGCAAAUUUGGCAAGAUACCCAAAGGACUCAGCCAUAUGGUUUAAGAACUUCCUCAAACCUAGACCUGUAAAGGCACUUUCGACAUCUGACAAUGCGCAGAUGCCAGCUUCUGCAAUGGAACUUCCUGGUUAUGAGACCCCUGCUAAGAGGGCUCGUGAAAGUUACUAGUCCUUUCUAAUUCAUGCCUGCUGAUUAAAGUCAAGUGGCUUGGCUUUGCACCACAGUUUCUGUUGUAACUAGUCAUGGAAAAAAUUAGGUUUAGCACGUACGAGACCUUUGUGUUGUUUGAAACCUGGUGAAUGCUUUGCACCAGAGUUUCUGUUGUGAGUCAUGAAAUAAUGUUUAGCCUUUUCAGGCUGGAUUGUCAAGUCUUCCCUGCGUUUAGUCUCUCGUAUUUGCUGUCAAUGCUAAUCGCGAUGUAAGAAGGUUGGUGGGGAGCAAGCUUCCUGCCUCAUGUGUCCUGCAGCGCGGAUCAGCUAAACACAAAAUCUUUUCUACACUAUACGUUUGACGGAGUCUAAAGUUUAUAUCAGGAUUAAUCUUUUCUACACUGUACAUUUGACGGAGUUAGAUGAAUGUCACAUUAUUUGAAUUUGAAUUUCAAAUUUGAUAUACGUGGCAUGCAUUUAAACCCGCUAGUAUAUAUAUUGUCAGUAGAUAAAAUUCA
Molecule: messenger RNA, 2146 nt
Organism: Coffea arabica (coffee)
Lineage: Eukaryota; Viridiplantae; Streptophyta; Magnoliopsida; Gentianales; Rubiaceae
Product: raucaffricine-O-beta-D-glucosidase
Biological process (GO): carbohydrate metabolic process
Molecular function (GO): beta-glucosidase activity
Source: RefSeq, a predicted model, not a curated record